GGCUCCCCCCCCGUCUUCCCAUAGGUACUUAAGCUUCUUUCGACUCGAAAUCGCUCCUCUACACAUUGCCUCCUACCCCCCAAUAUACCUACCUACCCUAUCUAUCCUACACUGUCCGCUUCCUUUUCUUAUUUGCCUUUCUUCUCACUCGAUCUGCGUUACAGAACAUCUCCAAAUCUGCAGCAAACCGCCGCAUUUUCCCUCUUACCCCGCAGUACAUCCCGCCGGCGACCGAGUUCGAGUCACAAGAAACCCCUCCAAACACCGCCAAAAUGGUCGAGAAGCUCUACGUCACGUACAACGAUGUCCACAAGCUCUGCCAGGAGUCAGCCGUCAAGAUCCUCGAGACCUUCCAGCCCCAGCUCAUUAUCGCCAUCGGCGGUGGCGGCUAUGUCCCCGCCCGCAUCCUGCGCUCGUUCCUGAAGAAGCCCGGCAACCCCAACAUUCCCAUCCAGGCCAUCGGCCUCUCUCUCUACGAGAGCCUCCCCGAGACCUUUGGCGGCAACGCCACUCCCGGCGUCCCCGAGGUCCCCGGCACAAAGGUCACCCGCACCCAAUGGCUUGACUUCAACGCCAUUGGCGACAUGGAGAACCUCGUCGGAAAGCGCAUUCUCAUUGUCGACGAGGUCGACGAUACCCGUACCACCCUCGAGUACGCCGUCAAGGAGCUCGAGAAGGACGUCGAGGCCGCCAGCCAGCGCCUCGGCAAGGGCCAGAAGACCGAGUUUGGCAUCUUUGUCCUGCACAACAAGGACAAGCAGAAGAAGGGCACUCUGCCCUCCGAGAUGAUUAGCUCCGGCCACUACCUCGCCGCCCGCACCGUUGGUGACGUCUGGAUCAACUACCCUUGGGAGGCCAUCGACAUUGACGAGCACGACCGCAACGCUGCCGAGCAGAGAAAGUAAAACAAGAGAAAAAAACACACCCACACACACGCGUACAUAUGAAUGACACAAGAGAGGCGCCAUGAACGAGGGAGCGGAGAGGAUAGACAAGGGGCUCGAGCGAAAGGAAAGCCAGCCAGGGCGCAUUCAAAAAAGGGGAUACCAAGACGGGCAUGUCGUCGAGCUUGCCCACCAGCAUACACAUUUACCAAUGAUAUUUAAGUUGCUCAUGUCUGGGUCUCGCAGAUACAGUGCUGUCUUUUUGGGGCGGGGGGGCACGAUGACCAGUUUCGGUUCUAGAUCCCAACCCCUAUGUACCU
This is a messenger RNA of Colletotrichum destructivum, 1204 nucleotides long. Its product is annotated as Putative Phosphoribosyltransferase domain-containing protein. The transcript is spliced from 3 exons. Gene Ontology annotation, cellular component: cytoplasm. The coding region runs from base 273 to 905 and encodes 210 amino acids. The record is from RefSeq and is a predicted model, not a curated record. Gene Ontology annotation, biological process: IMP salvage; hypoxanthine metabolic process; XMP salvage. Gene Ontology annotation, molecular function: hypoxanthine phosphoribosyltransferase activity. Lineage: Eukaryota; Fungi; Ascomycota; Sordariomycetes; Glomerellales; Glomerellaceae.